CUAUGCUGUUUGUACCUCAGUCACAUCUCCAGCCUACCUCUGCUGCUCCCACUCCCAUUCAUCAUGCCACCUAAGAAGGAUUUGCCCAUCAAAAAGCCAGUAUCCAAACCAGUAGCCAAACCCAAAGCACCUGAAGCAGUUCCUGCAACAAAAGCCAAAGAACCAGAACAAGCUCCAACUUCUGCACCGGAGAAACCCAAACAAGCUCCUAUUGACCUGUCUAAAGUUGUGAUUGAAUUUAGCCAAGAAGAGCUAGAUGAGUUCAAGGAGGCUUUUCUCCUCUUUGACCGCACUGGGGAUGGCAAAAUACAGUUCAACCAGUGUGGGGAUGUCAUGAGGGCUCUGGGACAAAACCCCACAAAUGCCGACGUCUUGAAGGUGUUGGGGAACCCAAAAGCUGAGGAGCUGAACACCAAGUUUCUGGGCUUUGACCAGUUCCUCCCUAUGAUGCAAACCAUUGCUAAGAACAAGGACCAAGGAACUUAUGAGGACUAUGUAGAAGGGAUGAGAGUAUUUGACAAAGAGGGCAAUGGCACUGUAAUGGGGGCAGAACUGCGCCACGUGCUAGUCACCCUUGGCGAGAAGAUGAAUGAGGAUGAGGUGGAGGUACUUUUGGCUGGUCAUGAAGAUGCCAACGGCUGCAUCAAUUACGAAGACUUUGUCAGGCACAUCAUGUCUGCGUGACCACACCCAUUGAACUUGUCCGGAUGGUAAUGAACGGCUGAAUCUUACCCAUCACAUGUUACUGCCCUGAGAGGGGCAGGUUUCUGUAUUCAUAUCCUGUUACCUUAUCUUUUUUGUUUUCUGAAUGUGGGGGGGGUGUUGGUGGUUUAGUUGAGUGCCUUUUCCACUUCCCCCUUUUUCCAUCUUGUUGCCCCCUCAGGAGCAGUUUCUAUCUGCUCAUUUUGGUUUUCUAAAGGAGUUGGUGUGCCAGGGAGCCAGCGCCUCAAGUAUCGGGUCCCAGAGUAAGAUGCAGGACAUGAAAUCCGGAAUGUCUCAUACACCGUGCACUCCGCCCCACGAUACAGUGUGCAGAAAAUAAAUUAUUUCCCUAUCCCCUCUCCUUCACCAAAUAAAGUGACUUUUUUUUUUUUUCAAAAA
Messenger RNA from Bombina bombina (fire-bellied toad), 1101 nucleotides. It is a transcript of the gene MYL6, whose product is annotated as myosin light chain 6. The coding region runs from base 64 to 684 and encodes 206 amino acids. Gene Ontology annotation, cellular component: myosin II complex. The transcript is spliced from 7 exons. Lineage: Eukaryota; Metazoa; Chordata; Amphibia; Anura; Bombinatoridae. Gene Ontology annotation, molecular function: structural constituent of muscle; calcium ion binding. The record is from RefSeq and is a predicted model, not a curated record.